AUGGGUGACUCAGAGAAUGAAGUGAAAAGGCGUUUGUCUAUUGCUCCCAAUACAGAUAAACAAAUAUUAUAUGAUUUGCAAUAUAUGUUGCAUAUAAAUAAUUCGUACAUUCGUAGUUUUAAGAGUGCACUCGAUUUGAUGCCGUCCAAUCUAGAUGAAUUUAAGAUUGUUAUUAGGGCCGACAGAAAACCACAAGCAGAGCAUCGUGGUCGAUAUAAUACUCCUCAAACUGAUGAAGUAGCCAUAUUAAUUGUCGGCCAAGAAUUUUCAAAGAGAGAUAUUGUAUUAAGAGCUCGAGAUGAUAUAUUAACACGCGUAAGUGAAAUUCAUCGUUCGUACGAUGCGUUACAGUAUCCUCUAAUGUUUUGUUAUGGACAGAAUGGUUAUUCUAUUGAUGUUUCGCAAGUUAAUCCAAUUACAAAAAUUCCUCUUAAUAAAACGGUUUCCGCUAUGGACUUUUACUCUUAUAGACUUCAAGUCAGAGAAAAUUCUAAUAAUAUACUUAAAUACGGUAAACUUUUGAAUCAAUAUAUUGUCGAUAUGUACGUGAAAAUUGAAACUGAACGGCUUCAAUAUCUAAGAGCAAAUCAAACUAGAUUACGAACUGAAAUUUACACUGACCUUCAAGAUGCAAUGCAAGCUGACGAAAACCCAGAUCAAAUUGGCCAGAGAGUGAUUUUACCAUCUUCAUUUGUUGGUGGUCCACGCUACAUGCAGCAACGUAAACAAGAUGCCAUGGUGUACGUACGAAAUUACGGACGCCCAGAUCUUUUUAUUACGAUGACGUGCAAUCCUCAAUGGCCAGAUAUUCAAUCAUGUUUAUUUACUAAUCAAAUACCCGCUGACCGGAAUAAUAUUAUCGCACGCGUUUUCAAUUUGAAAGUGAAAAAACUUAUAGAUUUAAUUACAAAAGAAAAAAUAUAUGGUGGAGUUAGGUGUUAUAUGUAUACUAUUGAAUGGCAAAAAAGAGGAUUGCCUCAUGUUCAUCUCUUAGUGUGGCACAACGAUAAAUUAAGGCCAAAUGACAUCGAUUUAGUUCUUAGUGCUGAGUUGCCAAAUCAACAAGAAGAUCCUUCCCUAUUUAAUGUCGUCAGUAGAAACAUGAUUCAUGGCCCAUGUGGUACAUUUAACAUGAAUUCACCGUGUAUGCAAAACGGAAAAUGUUCAAAAGGUUUUCCGAAACUGUUUACUAUUGCGACACAAUCCGGACAGGAUGGUUAUCCAAAAUAUCGUCGUCGAUCACCGGAUGAUGGGGGGCAAACUUUUCAGCUUAGGAAAUCCGGUAAUCGCAUGGUCACAAUCGAUAAUCGGUGGAUUGUGCCAUAUAGCCCUUUAUUAUUACGUGUAUUUGACUGUCACAUCAACAUAGAACUUUGCCAUUCAGUAAAAGCCAUUCAAUAUAUUUGUAGUUAUAUUAAUAAAGAAUCUGAUCAGGCUGCAUUCUCAGUAGAAUCGCGUGAUGAAAUUAAAGCAUUCCAAAAUGGCAGAUAUAUUAGUUCAUCAGAAGCUGCAUGGCGAAUAUUUGGUUUUACGAUUCACGAACGGUCACCAGCAAUUUUUCAACUCUCAGUACACCUUGAAAAUGGCCAACGCGUCUAUUUCACCGAUCAAAAUGCUCGCGAAAGACUUGAAAAUGUUAGAAACACCACUCUUAUGGCUUUUUUUGAACUUUGCCACCAUGACGAAUUCGCGAAAACAUUGCUUUAUAUUGAAGUUCCAUCUUACUAUACUUUUACUAAUAAUCGUUUCAAUAGAAGAAAACAAGGAGAGCCAAUUGUACAAUACCCUGGAGUCAAGAAAUCCAAUGUGCUCGGUCGAGUAUACACUGUUCACCCAAGUAAUGUUGAAUGUUAUUAUUUACGUAUGCUUUUGCAUCACGUCCGUGGACCAACUUCAUUUUUAGAUUUAAAAACUGUGGAUGACGUUAUCCACCUUACAUUUCAAAGAGCUUGCCAAGCGCUUGGUCUGUUACAAGAUGAAAGUCAUUGGAAUUCUACUCUCGAAGAAGCUGCUUUAUUUCAAUCAGUGUCGAAUCUAAGAGAACUUUUUGUUACUAUGAUAGCAUUUUGCCACAUUACUAAUUUAACAGAACUGUGGGAAAAUCACAAAAAUAAUAUGUCAUUAGAUAUUUUGCAGCAAGAAAGGCAUCGUUCUGGAAAUCACGAUUUAGCUGUCACUCCAUAUAUUUUGAAUAAAACUUUAAUAUUAAUAGAAAAUGAUCUUCUGAAAAUAUCUGGAAAGAAGCUGUCUGAUUUUAACAUGGAAUCACCGUUACGAACUGAUGAUAAUGAUAAUAAUUUUCUUAGAGAUAGGGCUUAUAUUGCAGAAACUUCUUAUGAUUAUGAUAUACUUUCAAAUUACAUCCAGGAGAAUGAGCCGAAGUUAACAAACGAUCAGCAAGUUGUUUAUAAUACUAUUUUACAAAGCGUUUUGCAAGAUACUGGAGAAUUAUUUUUUCUUGAUGCUCCUGGUGGAACUGGCAAGACCUUCAUGCUGAAUCUCUUGCUUGCAAAGCUACGUGUAGAGAGAAUAAUUUCAUUAGCAGUCGCUUCUUCCGGGAUAGCAGCAACAUUAUUACAAAAUGGCAAGACAGCACAUUCCGCUUUCAAAUUACCUUUGGAUCUUCAGACUAACGAACGCCCAGUUUGUAGUGUGAAGAAACAAAGUUCUUUGGGUAAAUUAUUAAGGGAGACACGUUUUAUUGUUUGGGAUGAAUCAACAAUGGCGAAUAAAGGUGGUCCUGAGGCACUUGAUAGAACGCUGAGGGAUUUUAAAAAUAAUGAUCGCCCAAUGGGCGGAGUUGUUAUUCUUUUUGCUGGUGACUUUAGACAAAUAUUGCCAGUUGUGCCUAAAGGCACUAAAAGUGAUGAAAUCAACGCCUGUCUAAAGUCAUCUUAUCUUUGGUCUUACAUAACAUCUUUGAGAUUAACAACCAAUAUGCGUGUACACCUUGGUGGUGAUAAUAAUGCCGAGCUCUUCUCACAACAUCUUUUGAAAAUUGGUGACGGAACUUUUCAGAAUGAUAAGGAUAGCAUAAUACAAAUAAAUUCUACAUUUGCAAUUUCGGUUCUUGAUCAAAAUAACUUAAUCAACAAAGUUUAUCCUGAAAUUUCUCAUCUUUCCAAUAAAUCCAAUGAAUCCGUGAACGUGCAAUUUUGGCCCCUAAAAACGACAUCGUCAACAUCAUAA
Metopolophium dirhodum (rose-grain aphid) is the source of this 3189-nucleotide messenger RNA. RefSeq lists its product as uncharacterized. Gene Ontology annotation, biological process: DNA repair; telomere maintenance. Lineage: Eukaryota; Metazoa; Arthropoda; Insecta; Hemiptera; Aphididae. Bases 1 to 3189 code for a protein of 1062 amino acids. The transcript has a single exon. The record is from RefSeq and is a predicted model, not a curated record. Gene Ontology annotation, molecular function: DNA helicase activity.